AUGGACGCAGCAACGAUCGAGGAGACGAACCGCAUCCGGAUAUCGCUGGGCAUGAAGCCCUUGCCGGUGCCCGGAGCUGCAGCAUCGCCUCAAGCCGAGGCGUCAGAUGGCGAGGAACCAGCGAGCACAGUCGAGACUCGCCAGGCGCAGGCUUACGACAAUUAUAAAAAGGUCCAGGAUGACGAAGCUGCCAAGAAACGACGCGAAGAGAAGGCCGCUGCCGUACGAAAAGCCCGUGAAAAGGCCCAGCGAUUUGCGCUUCUCGAAGGGAAGGGGCUCGGCGAUGAAGAUGAAGGUGGCGACAUGGAUGCCAAGGCAUGGUUGAUAGGCCAAAAGAAGAGGCAAAAGAAGAUCGAUAAAGCAAGGAAGCUGGAGGAGGAUCUUGCUGCAUCAGAAGCUGCCGCUGCCGCUGCCAUACAAUACACUUCCAAAGACCUUGCUGGCAUCAAGGUUGCACACGACUCGACAGCCUUCCUAGACGGAGACGAACAGGUCCUUACUUUGAAGGAUACAACGAUUGACGAGAAUGAGGAAGAGGGAGACGAGCUUGAGAACCUAAACAUCAGAGAACAAGAGAAGCUCACUGAGAGACUGGAUCUCAAAAAGAAGCUAAAAGGCUACAACCCUAAUGAUUAUGACGACGGCGAAGGCACUAUUCUGGCACAAUACGAUGAGGAGAUUAACGGCAAAAAGGCAAAAAAGUUCACUCUUGAUGACGAUGGAGCUAUUGCCGAGCUAUCAGAUAUCCUUGAUCAGCCAGAGCGAAAGGGAAAGAAAAUCCAAUCAGUAAGCCUUGAUGACGUUAUAGAUGACGCCGUACCUUCAUCCGACUAUCUUGCUCCAUCAGAGAUCAAAGUAAAAAAGCCCAAGAAGAAGAAGGGGAGCAAGGGUACCAGGCAGAAACAGCAUGAUGAGGAUGACAUUUUCCCUCUAGAUGCGGCCCCAGCGGAUACUGGCGCUAUGGACAUCGAUUCUAAAGAUUCUUCCAUAGCUAAGAAGCGGAAGGCUACUGCUUCGGAUGUCUUUGCUGAUGACGAGGACCUCCAAGCAUCACUAGCAAUCCAACGGAAGAAUGCUCUGAAAAAGCGCAAAAGGACACGUCCUGAAGAUAUCGCAAGACAGCUCAAGGAGGACGAAGAGGAGCCCGAGGAAGCACAAGGCGGUGGUCUGGUAAUUGGGGAGAUUUCCGAAUUUGUCGCCGGCUUGAGCAAGCCAGACGAUGAGGACCGCCAGUCAAGGAGGCAGAAGCAAGUCACUAAAAGUCCCGAAGUGGAAGAGGAUCGCCAUAUGGGUGGUGAAGAUGAAGAUGCAGAAAUGGACGAUUACGCAGCAGAACACCAAGAAGCCCUCCUGGCGGCCCAGAAAGAUGAAGAAGAGAGGAUCAAAAGGGAACAAGACGAGGAAGAAGAUGCAGGCAUCGAAGAUGAAAAGGUUGUUGGCGAGGGCAUGGGUGCAGCUCUCGCAUUACUUCGAGAGCGAGGACUUCUUGAAUCUUCCAGAGGCGGAAAUUAUGAAGACUUCAAAGCUCGCGAGGACUUUCUUGCAAAGAAGCGAGUUUUGGAAGGCGAGCUGGAUGAACAAACACGACAACAGAGAGAGCGUGAUAGGAUGAGCGGCAGACUAGACCGCAUGUCCGUCAGGGAAAGGGAGGAAUGGGCUCGUCAGCAAAACACUCACAGAGAUCACCAACAGUCUAAACGGAUGGCUGAGCUCUUUAAUGCUGGCUACAAGCCAAACGUCGAGCUGAAAUACGUCGACGAUCAUGGCCGGAGAUUGGAUCAAAAGGAGGCGUUCAAGCAUCUCAGCCACCAGUUCCACGGAAAGGGCAGCGGCAAGGGCAAGACGGAGAAGCGCCUCAAGAAAAUUGACGACGAGAAGCGGCGCGAGGCUCAGAGCAUGUUCGACGCAAGCCAAAAUGCCGGUAUGAAUCUGGCGACGGCUCAGCAGCUGAAGAAGCGUAGGGAAGCGGGAGUUCGGCUCGGUUAA
This is a messenger RNA of Trichoderma virens Gv29-8, 1986 nucleotides long. RefSeq lists its product as uncharacterized. Gene Ontology annotation, cellular component: U4/U6 x U5 tri-snRNP complex. Bases 1 to 1986 code for a protein of 661 amino acids. The record is from RefSeq and is a predicted model, not a curated record. The transcript is spliced from 2 exons. NCBI's taxonomy places the organism in Eukaryota, Fungi, Ascomycota, Sordariomycetes, Hypocreales, Hypocreaceae. Gene Ontology annotation, biological process: mRNA cis splicing, via spliceosome; maturation of 5S rRNA.